AUGGAUAAGUACUUUACGACUGAUGUUCGUAGUAAGAAAGAGAUUGAGUUAUUGCAGUUGAAGCAAAGGAGUAUGUUUAUUGUUGAUUAUGCGCAUAAACUCGAAAAGUUGGCGAGAUUUUGUCCCCACUAUAAUGGUAUGGAAGUUGAAGGAUCGAUGGGUGUGAAGUUUGAGGGUGACAUACGUCCUGAAAUCAAGCAAUUCAUUAAUUAUCAGGAAAUUCGUCGAUUCUAUGUGUUGGUGAAUAAGUGUAGGAUAUAUCCUGAAGAUAGUAGGGCCAGAUCGACUCACUACAAGAGUGCUAGUGAGAAGAAAAUUGGGAAUCAGUAUUAUGGUAAACCUUAUGUGACUCUAGUUGAUAAGGGAAAGCAAAAGUUCCAUCAGAAGGAUGCAGGUGGGAAAAAGAGAAGUGGGGGAGGAGCUAUUGCUCCUCUAAAAUGUUUCAGGUGUGGAGAGUUAGGCCAUCAUGUUGACGAGUGUAAGAGUGUCGAUCGGAAGUGUUUCAAGUAUGGGAAACAAGGACAUCGUAUUGCUAAGUGUAAGAGUAAUGCUCUGACUUGCUACAAUUGUGGUGAACCUGAACAUAUUAGUACCCAGUGUCAGAAACUGAGGAAGGCGCCAACUUCCACGCAAGCUAAUGGUAGAGUAUUUGCUCUAAGUGGUGUGGAUGUCUCGAGAUCGAAUAAUUUAAUCUGA
This is a messenger RNA of Lathyrus oleraceus (garden pea), 696 nucleotides long. RefSeq lists its product as uncharacterized. NCBI's taxonomy places the organism in Eukaryota, Viridiplantae, Streptophyta, Magnoliopsida, Fabales, Fabaceae. The coding region runs from base 1 to 696 and encodes 231 amino acids. Gene Ontology annotation, molecular function: nucleic acid binding; zinc ion binding. The record is from RefSeq and is a predicted model, not a curated record. The transcript has a single exon.